Molecule: messenger RNA, 1284 nt
Organism: Talaromyces atroroseus
Lineage: Eukaryota; Fungi; Ascomycota; Eurotiomycetes; Eurotiales; Trichocomaceae
Exons: 7
Coding region: 1-1284 (427 amino acids)
Biological process (GO): secondary metabolite biosynthetic process
Molecular function (GO): FAD binding
Source: RefSeq, a predicted model, not a curated record
AUGAUUGCAAAAUCACUAAUCACAGUUGCCAUUAUUGGAGGCGGCCCUGGAGGGCUCGCAACUGCUAUCGCCUUGUCCAAGCUACCGUUUGUUCACGUCAGACUUUACGAGCAGAACCCAGAGCCCCGAGAGGCCGGCGCGGGUAUUAGCUUGAGCACGAACGCCUGGAAGAUCCUGGACCUGCUGCAAGCAAGCGAUGGUGUUAAAGGGGGCUCAAAGGCAAAUACUCACCAGAGAAAUGGGUAUACCGGAAAAAUCCUCAAUGUCCAAGAGCAACCGGAAAAUUCUGGUGCUGAUGCCCGUGGAUCCAUUCGGGCCCGUAGAACUCGACUCCAGUCAGCUCUCCUCGCUAGAGUGCCUGCAGAGAUCAUCGAAUACGGCAAGAGGGUCGUGUCUCUCGAUAACCUUGAAGAGGGAGGCGUGCGUGUUAAGUUCAAGGAUGAAACUGAGGUAGUUGUAGAUCUCGUCGUUGGUGCCGACGGUAUACGAUCAAUUGUGCGACGAAUCCUCUUUCCGGACCAUCAACUUCACUUUACAGGAAACACGGCCUGGCGCGUGCUUGUUCCCAAGUCCUCCCUGGCUCACAUCCCAGACAUCACUCAAACAACGGCCUGGUGGUGGGGAGAAACCGGCCACGCAUAUGUGUCUGAUGUAGACGAUGAGACAGAGACUGCUGAUCCACACUUUGAGAUAACUAUUCGCUCGUACCACGAACCCGAGAUUGCUGGCACGACCGUUCCCUGGGGCAUCCCCGCUAGCAAUGACAAAGUAGCAUCGCGGGUAUUGAAAUUUGAUCAGCGAGUCAGGGAUGCGGUUGGCGUUGUGCCAGAGGGACAGUGGAGGGAGUUUGCCGGCUAUGCUGGCCCUCGUCUCGAACACAUAACCGGGUGGGAUAAGGUCGUGCUUAUAGGCGAUGCCAGCCAUCCUCUUCAAGGUGCCUUUGGCUCCGGAGCAACGUUUGCCAUGGAGGACGGCUGGAUUCUGGCGCGUGCUCUUGAGCGAACGAGGUCGUCUGCUAGCCCUCUCCCCCGUGCGCUGAAAAUAUUUGAUGAAAUCAGGUCGCCUUAUUAUAUGAGAAUGUAUGCGCAUCUCGACGAAGGUCGUGAGAAAAUGCAAAAGCAGCGUAAAUCAGAGAGCCACACACUCGAUGAGCUUCUAAAAGCCAGAAUAGAUAAUUUACUGGGCGGGAAUAAGGAUUUUAUCUACAAGAACGAUAUUCAAAAAGUCUGGAACGAUUACAUCGCGACAUUGCCAGAUGAGGACGACGUCACGGAUUCAAACUGA